Olea europaea var. sylvestris is the source of this 1463-nucleotide messenger RNA. RefSeq names its product CASP-like protein 5C1. Gene Ontology annotation, cellular component: membrane. The record is from RefSeq and is a predicted model, not a curated record. The transcript has 3 exons. NCBI's taxonomy places the organism in Eukaryota, Viridiplantae, Streptophyta, Magnoliopsida, Lamiales, Oleaceae. The coding region runs from base 418 to 969 and encodes 183 amino acids.
UAGGUAAGGAAAUUGAAGCGUCAAAUCCACCAUGAUUAAAGCCAUUUUUACACGUUGAAAUUAUAUAAUUUCAACCAACAAAACAUUGCAUUCCAUAAAUCAAAAUCCCACUAAAGCACUCAAUAGAUCCAAAUCUUCCAACGAGAAUAACAUUUUCAAGACAGAUAACAGGCAUUCUUGAAGUAACUCACACAAUACUCCCACCGCAGAUUUCCCUUUCUCCAUACCGACUCUUUUCUAUUCUGAUCCGAUCAUCGCACAAACUGAGAUAUAAGCUUAUAAAGGAGACAUGAUAAGCAACAAAAUUCUUGAGGAUACUUGAAUUCAAAGAUUGAUAGAUUAGGUUCAAGAGCUUAGUGAUGGUGAUGGGCUUGAUGCAAAGUUUGCAAAGAUUUAGAAUUCGAUUCGAAGGCUAUAAUGAGUUUGCAAACAAGAGAAGGCAAUCAUCAUCUUUACUUGAGGUGGUUCUGUCAAUGUAGAUCCCUUGAAACAAGUCACAUGGCCAUGGAUUCUGUGCCGGGUUCCGUAGGUACGAGUGCAAGCUUUGCUCUGAGACUUGGCCAGGCCAUCUUUUCUUCAGCUUCUCUUUUCUUCAUGUCUUUUGGAGUUGGGUUCUACAGCUAUACAGCCUUUUGCUUCUUGGUAACAAUCAUGGGCUUGGUCAUACCGUGGAGUUUCACUCUGGCGAUUCUCGAUGGAUACUCCAUUCUAGUUAAAUGCUCAAUUCGCCAGUCGGGAAUAUUGCUGGUCAUUGUUAUAGGAGACUCGGUCUUGUCCAUUCUCACAUUAGCUGCAGCCAGCUCGACCGCUAGCAUUAUUGAUCUGCUGCUCAGAGCUGAUGGGCCGUUUUGUCCUCCAAGGCUAUGCAUCAGAUAUCAGAUAUCUGCCGCAAUGGCAUUCUUGUCAUGGCUUCUCUCUGUGGCUUCUUCUCUUUUCAAUCUAUGGCUGCUUCCCGCUCUAUCACAUUAAGUUCUCUAUCAUCUAAAAACAUGGGAUUCUAGAGUUAGUGGUGAAAAUGAUGCUUCUGCAGUUAAUUGUUGUACAUAUGUGGCGCAGAUAAUUUUAAAGAAAAUAUUCUUACACAGUAAAUAAAGAAAUGAUGUGAAUAAAGUUACGUUUCUAUGCAUCAAAGAAAUUUUGGUGCAUGUUCCCAUGUCCCUUCCCCCACACAACAAGAGGCAUGAAGACAAACAUUUUUGAAUUGCAAUGUCGUCAACCAAAAAACCACAAAGUCUUGCCGCAAUUAGAGGAGAGUGAUGGCCUCAAAGCCCAAUCCGUAUCAAGUAGUAAUUUGCAAUUUCUUUUAUCUAGAAUUUAGAAGAGCAGUAUAUGAUUUAACUCAUAUGGGAAAUACAAUUACUUGUCCCACCAAAAGCUACUCAUUCAGCAAAACAAAACAUGGGAAACCCGUUAUUCUUUUGAAAAGUAAUCUGAACUUCUGGGCAUGGAAAAUUCCAUUUUAA